AUAGGGCUGUUCGGAAGUAUAAAAGUCAAAAUAAAUAAACACAUGUGCUUCGGCUAGUUAGUUUUUCAAUACGAGUAUAAUAAAAAAAAAUUCUCUAUUCAAGAUUAUUAUUAGUGAAACAAAAUAAAAAAGGUACAGAAUGCCGUAUGCACGUAAAAAAAUGCACAGCGGUGACACCCAUCUUCGUCGGCGAUGGAGACUUCGAAGCCGCAAAAAGGAUCUUGAUGAAAUCGACUCAGACCUCAAGAACUCAUCGGAUAGUUUGCUGAAUCAAGAAGUUGAUCUGGAGAAACCAGGUUUUGCUCAGUUUUACUGUGUUCAUUGUGCAACCUACUACAUCAACGAUCGGGCACUUCAAGAUCACUUCCGGACGAAGGUACACAAGCGUCGAUUGAAGGCUCUGGAAGUGGAACCCUACACCGUUGAAGAUUCGCUUCGUGCUGCUGGACAGGGAAGCUUUGUCGAACCGCAAAAACGGAAAAUGGAAACACAACCUUCCAAAAAGGAGUAUGCUGAUGGCAAGCGGAUGAAGGUUGACGUGGUAAUUGAAGAGGAAAAGCCCGCGAAACAAAACUUAUCAAAAGUUCCAAAAUAUGAUGGACAGUUUGGUAAAAUAUUAGAGGAUUUGAAAACUCCCGCAACAUAAACAUAUCUUGUUUUGUUAAUGAUUUACAUUCUUAGUUGUUUAUUACAAAGCUUGCAUUUUAGAAGUAAGAUUCGGGGAAUAUUUUGAAAAUAAAAACAAAAUUUUCGAAAAAAAA
This is a messenger RNA of Toxorhynchites rutilus septentrionalis, 761 nucleotides long. Its product is annotated as zinc finger protein 593 homolog. Gene Ontology annotation, molecular function: nucleic acid binding; zinc ion binding. Lineage: Eukaryota; Metazoa; Arthropoda; Insecta; Diptera; Culicidae. Bases 140 to 646 code for a protein of 168 amino acids. The record is from RefSeq and is a predicted model, not a curated record. The transcript has a single exon.